AUGGCGAUGAUGGUGACUGGCCGUGUGCUGCUGAUGUGUGCCCUCUGCGUGCUGUGGUGCCUCACUGUUUUUGGAGAUGCAAGGGACAACCGUUGCGUUGAGGGUGAUGGGAACGUAUUGACGCGCACGCAUAAUGGAGGAAAUAACGGACUGCGCCUGAAGGCGGAUUGCGGGUUGAUUUCUACCCGAAUGGGAUUAAUAAAAGCGGUUGCGGCUGGGGAAAGAGAAGAAGAAUUAGAAAGUGUUGAUGCCCCAUUGGACAGUGUGGGAGGAACAUCGCCUGGUAGUCUCUUGGCUGUUACUGAGGGCAAUGCAGCGCCUGGUGCAGGAGGGGUAGAAGGUGCCGCAGGUGCAGCAACACCAUCCCUGCCGGUGUCUGGGCCUGGAGUGUCAGGGACAGGUGAUGAAGGCGGGCAGUUACCUGUGGCUGGUCAAGAAGGGAAUGAAAAAAAUAACUUGGAUCCCGGCAGCAAAGAGCCAAAGGAGUCCCAAGACCAAAACACCGAUCAAUUGUCCUCUCCAUCUGGCAGCACUUCCACUCGUUCUGAUGAAAAACUCUCUUCGACGGGUACUGAUGACCUUACUCCAUUGUCCAAGGACACGGAGACGGAAUUAGGUGCCGAUCGUCAGGAUAACCGUGAAAGUAAUGAAGCGAUAGAGGAAGAGGAUGGGGAAAAAGACAAGGGAAAAAAACAAGAAAAAAACAUAUUGCAACCCGAGACACAAGAAGUUCAAAAUAAUGGAGGAGGAACACCACCACCAUCAUUACCCGCACUACCACUGCCACUACCGCCAUCGGGUGUACCUGCACCAUCAUCAACAGCAGGUGAAGGAAGCCCACCAACGGAACCAAAAAACUCACAGAAUUCGAAAAAAAUAAAGAACGAAGCCACGCCGUCAGGACCAACAAUGGAAUCAAAAGCAACGCAACCGCCUUCAGGGGAUGCUACACAAGGGCAGCACAGUCAUGACACAGACACAGAGGAUUCGACGAAGAAUGCAACAACCGGCAGUCCAGCAGAACCAACAUCCUCAUCUACCUCUACAAGUGGCAGCGGUGAUCAUUUCCAGAAUAAGGCAGAUAAGAAUGAUGCUCAAAGCUCUGAAGGACAACACGACAGCCUUGAAACUGGCAACACCAACGUUGUUCCAACACUCAGUGAGACAGCACCACAAACAGCAAAAACAACCAACACCGCUCAAACAAAUGAUACGGCGACACCUGGCGACAGUGACGGCAGCACCGCGGUCUCCCACACCACCUCCCCUCUUUUGCUUCUUCUUGUUGCGUGUGCGGCUGCGGCUGCGGUGGUGGCCGCGUGA
This is a messenger RNA of Trypanosoma cruzi, 1323 nucleotides long. Its product is annotated as mucin-associated surface protein (MASP), putative. Lineage: Eukaryota; Euglenozoa; Kinetoplastea; Trypanosomatida; Trypanosomatidae. The record is from RefSeq and is a predicted model, not a curated record. Bases 1 to 1323 code for a protein of 440 amino acids. The transcript has a single exon.